CUCGCUUACCACCCUAUCCUCUUCUCCCUGCUCCUGUUUUCACAGAUUGAUCAUCGCCACUGAAUCUAUGGCCUGUGCAUUCCAGAAUCCGCAAUCAUUCAUCACCAGGAUCAAAUUUCUUUUCAUUUUCCCUUCUCUAUCAAUUGCAUUCUCAGUUUCUACAUCGACAUUUCCUGUAUGAACCAUAUAUUUUAAAAGUUUAACGAAGAGACCGUCCACCUUUUUCUGUAUAUUUGCAAACGCAAAGAGAGAAGAUUAGCGCACAAGUAGAGCGUGGUGAGCGAGGAUGUCGUGGGUAAGAUCGGCGGUGAAUAAAGCGGUGGAAGUGGGGGGUCAAAGCAACCUCUCUCGCACCGUCCGCAACUACGCCGAUUCCGUCGUCCUCCACGCUAGCAAUGCCGUUGCUGGUGGAGCCAAAAUCAUCCAAGAGCGAAUUGGCAAUCGGAAUAUGCAAAGCUUUAAGCUUACUGUAAAACGACUAGAAGAAGUUUCGGUUUCAUGUCGGGGGACAGAGAGGGUUCAAUUACUAAGAAGGUGGCUGGUUGCACUUAAAGAAAUUGAGAGACUUGCCGGCUUCUCUGAGCUCAAUGCAAAAGAGCCAGAAGACCCUCUUUUUACUGAAGAAUCCAAGGAUUCACCUAGGAAACCGACUCCGGUUUAUUAUGCUGACCCUGGCAUGACAGGUGAACCCAGGAAUUUUCGCGAUGUCUUUCUUUCUAGUCAAGCUCUUGAAGGCAUAACAUUGUCAAUGAUUCUUGAAGCACCAAAUGAAGAAGAAGUUUCAUUACUUUCAGAGAUAUACGGGCUUUGUCUUACCGGCGGAAAGGAAGAGGCUACUGCAGUGUUAUCUAGUGUAAUGGAUCUGGCAAAAGUUUUUUCCGGAUAUGAAGAUGAAGUACUGGCAAAGCGAGAAGAAUUGCUUCAAAAUGUCCAAGGCGCACUUGCAGGGCUGAAAAUAAAUGCUGAUCUCUUGAGAAUAGAUGAUGAAGCUGGCUGUUUAAAGGAACAAAUUGAGAAAAUGAAGGGGGAAAAAACAGAUGAAGAUUCUAUAAAAUCACCCAAAGAAACACCAAUUAUAGCAAUAGAGGCUCUUGAUGAAGCUGCUUUACAGAUCCAAACAUGUUGUAAGUUGGAGGAACUCUUGCUGAAGAAGAAAUAUAUUAGCUAUGGUGAUUCUCCAGAAUUUCAUGCUGAAAAGGUAGAUAAACUGAAAGUCUUAUCAGAGUCUCUUUCCAAUUCUACCUCAAAAGCUAGAAAUCGCAUCUCAGAAAACAGAUCUCAAAAAGAAGAAGCACUUAGUUUUCGGGUAACUAAGUCCCAUGAAGUUAACCAAGUUGAGAAGGAUUUGGGGGAGGAGAUUGGAGAACUUGAGAAGCAGAAAGAUGAACUUGAAGCCAAUCUGAAGAAGGUCAAUGCUUCAUUGGCAUCUGCUCGUAUGCGCCUCCAAAAUGCAAAAGAAGAGAAAGAGCAGUUUGAGGAGGCAAGCAAUGAAAUUCUUGCACAUUUGUCAAUGAAGGAAGAUGAGCUUCUGCGAGCCAUAGCUUCAUAUACAAACGAAGCUAGUGUUGUCAAUACAUGGAUCAACUUUUUGCGAAGUGCCUGGCUUCUCCAAACAGCACAUACAGAGAAAAAGAAGGAGCAGGUCAAUGCUGACCUGGAGCAAUAUGGGGAUUAUUUUGUGAAUUUGGUUCUUCAGCUUCUGUCUUCUUACAAGGAAAAAUUGGGCCCAUCUGUUACCCAAGUAAGAAAACUUGUGGAGAACUUGAGUUCAAGUCAAGGGUCAGAAAUAUCAGCAGCUGGAGAUAAUGAUGUCUCUAAAAUAAUGGAUUCAAGGAAAAGGCUUGAAGAAGAGUAUUUGGAUGCUGAAAACAAGUGUAAAAUUAUACUGAGUUUAGCGGAUGCCAUAAAAAAUCAGUUUCACAUUCAAAACGAAGGGAUUUUCAGAAAAGACCAUGACAAGGUCAAAGAGCUAUUAGAAGCCAUUGAGAAAAUAAAAGACGAAUUUGAAUCCAUUGAGAGGCCAAAGCUGGAAGUUGAGACUCCAACCCAAAGGUCCGAAACACCAUCAAGUCAAACAUCCUUUAAAAGUGCUUCCCCUAAAACUCCAUCUUUAUCUAAUGGACUCAGACCAAAUGCAUUGCUCAACUCACUCUCAUUUGGUGGACGAAUAUCAGAAUCGUCAGAAAUACAAGCACAACUUGAUAAAAUUUGUGACGAUGAUUCAGCAGACGAGAUAAGUGAAUGGGAGUUUGAUGCUCAUGACAGAAUUGACCAUACGACGAGAAAAUAGACCAAAAAUUACACAUGAUGUUUUAAAAAAAAAAAUGUAAAAAACAACACUCUGCUUUUACCACGAGAAGGCUUUCUCAGACACCGGACAUCAUAUUAUAUUAUGUCCACCUACGUUGUUCUGAGAUGCGCAUGUUACCAAUUUUGUUGGGGCGCUGAAUUGUAUUUGUAGUAUUGUCACUGAAAAAUUGUAGAUAUUUAACAAGUAAUUACCCUGAGCAACCCCAUGUUUAUGUAUAAUCAUUCAGAGAGAAAAAUCUUUUCCCCCCUUUUUGCCAGUGAGAAAAUUCACGUUUUUCUAAAU
Neltuma alba is the source of this 2593-nucleotide messenger RNA. RefSeq lists its product as uncharacterized. The record is from RefSeq and is a predicted model, not a curated record. Lineage: Eukaryota; Viridiplantae; Streptophyta; Magnoliopsida; Fabales; Fabaceae. The transcript is spliced from 18 exons. The coding region runs from base 287 to 2290 and encodes 667 amino acids.